Molecule: messenger RNA, 1642 nt
Organism: Dermochelys coriacea (leatherback sea turtle)
Lineage: Eukaryota; Metazoa; Chordata; Testudines; Dermochelyidae
Gene: CADM4
Product: cell adhesion molecule 4
Exons: 9
Coding region: 48-1238 (396 amino acids)
Biological process (GO): regulation of Rac protein signal transduction; negative regulation of peptidyl-tyrosine phosphorylation; regulation of wound healing
Cellular component (GO): cell-cell contact zone
Molecular function (GO): vascular endothelial growth factor receptor 2 binding
Source: RefSeq, a predicted model, not a curated record
AGCAGCCCCAGUGCAGGUGCAGCCGGGCCGGGCGCGCAGCGGGUGCGAUGGGGCCGGCGCGGUGGGGCCGGGGCCGGGACCGGGACCGGGACCGGGCGAUGCUGGCGGCGCUGGGGCUGCUCUGGGCAGCCGGGCGAGCCCUGGCGCAGGAGGUGCAGACAGAGAACAUGACGGUGGUGGAGGGCGGCGUGGCCGAGAUCAACUGCCGGCUGCACCGGUACGACAGCUCCAUCGUGGUGAUCCAGAACCCAGCCCGGCAGACGCUCUUCUUUAACGGCACGCGGGCCCUGAAGGACGAGCGGUUCCAGCUGGUGGAGUUCACCCAGAAGCAGGUGCGGAUCCUGCUCUCCGACGUCCGGCUGGAGGACGAGGGCGGCUAUUUCUGCCAGCUGUACACCGAAGACACGCACCACCAGAUCGCCUCGCUCACCGUGCUGGUGGCCCCCGAGAACCCCACGGUGGAGGUGAAGGAGCAGGCGGUGGAGGGCGGGGAGGUCGAGCUGACGUGCGUUGUGCCCCGGUCGCGUCCCGCGGCCACCCUGCGCUGGUACCGGGACCGGCGGGAGCUGCGAGGACUCAGCAGCCGGGAGCAGCUGGGGAAGGUUUUCCGGGUCAGCACGUCGGUGCGGCUGCGGGUCGAGCGCCGGGACCACGGCACCAUCGUGACGUGCGAGGCCACGCACCCCGCCCUGCGCGGGCAGCGGAAGCAGACGCAGUACGUGCUAGACGUGCAGUACUCGCCCACGGCGCGGAUCCAGCCCAGCCAGGCCGUGCUGCGUGAGGGUGACACCCUGCUCCUCACCUGCGUCGUCAACGGCAACCCGCUCCCCACUGAGAUCACGUGGAGCCGGGCGAACGACUCGCUGCCCGAGCGGGUGCAGAUCCAGGGUGCGGAGCUGACACUGCCAGCGCUGAACCCGGGGGACAACGGCACCUAUGCCUGCCAAGCAGCCAACAAACACGGCCGCGCCUCCGACCAGUAUGUGCUGGUGGUCUACGACCCCGGAGCCAUUGUGGAGGCCCAGACCUCGGUGCCCUACGCCAUCGUGGGCGGCAUCCUGGCCCUGCUGGUCUUCACCAUCAUCUGUGUCCUGAUCGGCAUGGUGUGGUGCUCCGUCCGGCAGAAAGGCUCCUACCUGACGCACGAGGCCAGCGGGCUGGACGAGCACGGCGAGGUGCGCGAGGCCUUUCUCAACGGCGGGGGCAGCCACAAGCGCAAGGAGGAGUUCUUCAUCUGAGCCGGGGGGCGCGGAGCCGGGGCGACUUUGGACCAGCCCAUCGAGCUGCGGCCGAACCACGGGACUGGGGGGGGAGGGGUUGGUUUAAUUUUUGAAACCGAGGCCUAUGUGCCAGCAGCCUGGGGUUCAAGCCCUGCCCCUGGGCUGUGAGGCCCCGCCUCUGACAAGGAGCCCCGCCCCUAUGCAGUAAAACCACGCCCCUGGGCUGUGAGGCCCCGCCUCUGACAAGGAGCCCCGCCCCUAUGCAGUAAAACCACGCCCCUGGUCCGUGAGGCCCCGCCUCUGACAAGGAGCCCCGCCCCUAUGCAGUAAAACCACACCCUUGGGCUGUGGCCCCACCCACCCUGUGUGAAGGUCCCCACUCCAGGGACCCCAAGUGGUGCCCUUUGCCCAGGCAGAUGGGG